GGGCGACUGCAUAUCAUGAGGAGCAUAUUUAACGGCGAGUUGCGCUCACCAGCAGGGAGUCCUACUUAAAAAAAAAAAAACGACAAGAGGAUCGUGGCCACCAACCCUACUUUGCAGACGUCGAGGAGUGGAGGGUAGCCGCAUAAGAGUAUGCCCUUAGAUGUACAGGCGCACAUAGGAGGACCCGCUUCGACCACGCGACUAGCUCGACCUAUAACACGGAAGGGAACUUACAAUGGGGGAAGAAGGUGGCAUUGACCACGCGCGUAUGAAACGAUUCGACCUGUACGCGUCCUUCCCAAAUGAGGGGUACAUCUCCAGCGUGGAUUUGCUCAACAACUUAAUCGCCACGACGAGCACGAAGAACGUGAUACAGAUCUACGACGUGAGCGAAAAAAGGGAAAAGCUAACCUACAGCAUCGAAGACAUAGUAAUUAACGAUGUGAAGCUAGUGAAAACCGUUUUGGGGGAGAGCGGCGACUCGACUGUGGACUGCCAAGUGAACGAAUGUCUCUUCAGUGCAUAUGAGAAAAAUAAAAAAUGCAAAAUAUAUCAUUUUGACUUAUUGCAGAAGAAGGUGAUACACGUGUUUGAAUUUCUGAGCGAAAUUGUUGACAACAGUUUUGUCUUGCACCCCAACACGCACAUUUUCAUCGUCGCCUUGAGGAGCAAAGAACUCAUAGUUACACACGUAAGGGACAGAACCACCAUCUACCGAACUAGCGUAAACAAUGAGCAGUGCAUAGCUAGCUAUAACAAAACGGGGAUUAUCUACGCCUACACUGUGAGCACAAAUGCCAUUUACCUUUGUAGCUGUUUUGGGGAUGAUUAUAAUGAUGAGUUUUUUGCCAACUUUGAUGUGACAAAAAUUACGGCUAAUAAUAAUGCCUGCACACAUAUAGACUUUUCAUUUGAUGAGAAGAAAAUGCUCGUGGCGACGCAAAACUGUUGCAUUUACACGCUGGACGCCUACACGGGGGAUGUGCUUUACUCGUACAGCUUCCUCUACGAGAGCAGCUCUCCGCGCGCCUCGCCCGCGGUGCCUUCCUACCCGAUUUAUUCCUUCGACUCGAAUUACGUGCUCUCCGGCGGAAGAGAUGGGAACCUCCACGUCUGGGACGUAAAGGGAAACCCCGUGUGCAAAAAAAAGAUUGACAACCACGUUUUGUUUGUAAAGUGGGUGUACAACCGGGUAGCGUUUGUAACGACCAGCAAUUACCUCCUAAUAUGGCAGAUACCGAAGGACAAUUAGGGAAGAUAACCGAGGGCAUG
Messenger RNA from Plasmodium vivax (malaria parasite P. vivax), 1272 nucleotides. RefSeq names its product WD domain, G-beta repeat domain containing protein. Gene Ontology annotation, cellular component: Set1C/COMPASS complex. The transcript has 4 exons. Gene Ontology annotation, molecular function: chromatin binding; protein binding. The record is from RefSeq and is a predicted model, not a curated record. The coding region runs from base 236 to 1252 and encodes 338 amino acids. NCBI's taxonomy places the organism in Eukaryota, Apicomplexa, Aconoidasida, Haemosporida, Plasmodiidae.